AUGCACGUGCAAUUACAACAAAAGCAAGAGGGCCGCAAAGCCUCGUCGCUCCUGCAAAAGAACAAUGAUGCAGCAGCAAGCCCGGCGAGCAAAGAAGCCCGGCGGCAGCAGCAGCAGCCAAGCCCGAGCUUGGACGACUUGCCGGCCGAGAUCCACCUCUUGAUCUCCAAGCAGUUGAUCUACCCAGAUGCGCUUUCUUUAAAGCACACGAGUCGUUAUUUCUACUCGCUAGUCGACACUGGCAUCAAAUUGAAGGUCGCCUGGCUGAUGGAGAGACGGAGCCUACACCUCGAGUGUCCAAACGAUCGGCGCUGUGACCUGGGCAGCGACUUGAAGUUUUGCAGAGGGAGCGUCAGGCUCCUCAUGCAACGUCGCCGCGAGCAUAUGGAAUGCGAAUCGCGGCCGGGGCUAGGUUGUCUGGUGUAUGGGACGCAUACCUGCCUGCAUCGGCCACAGCUGAGAAGUCGCUGGGCCAAGUGGCUGCGAGCACAGUUCACCAUUGAGGCCUGGUGGGUUUUGCUAGCUCUCAUGCCGAUCUUUCUGGGGUGGUUUUAUAUAGUCGAUCUGCUGCGGUGA
Pestalotiopsis fici W106-1 is the source of this 576-nucleotide messenger RNA. RefSeq lists its product as uncharacterized. The transcript is spliced from 2 exons. The coding region runs from base 1 to 576 and encodes 191 amino acids. Gene Ontology annotation, molecular function: protein binding. The record is from RefSeq and is a predicted model, not a curated record. Lineage: Eukaryota; Fungi; Ascomycota; Sordariomycetes; Amphisphaeriales; Sporocadaceae.